UCCAGAUUUCUACUAUUAGAAUUUUGACAUUAUGUCACGGAAUUUAAUUUCUGUAGUUUGUGAUUGGAACACCAAUAUAGCCAAAGUCUCUUCUCAAAACUGAUGUUGUCAAGCUUAGAAUAUUUUCUAGUUUGGUUUCAGUCACAAAGUUAGGCUUCACAUUCUUGAUUAAUAAUAACUAAUCCACUACACGAGGGUCAAUAAACCUUACAUAUCACAUCACCAUCACACACAUACCUUACAUGUCACGUCACCACCAAACACAUACACCUUACAUAUCACGUCACCACCACACAUAUACACCUUACAUAUCACGUCACCACCACACACACACCUUACAUGUCAUGUCACCACCACACAUAUACACCUUACAUAUCACGUCACCACCACACACAUACACCUUACAUGUCAGGUCACCACCACACACGCACACACACACACAUUACAUAUCCCGUCAGCACCACACACAUACACCUUACAUGUCAUGUCACCACCACACAUAUACACCUUACAUGUCACGUCACCACCACACACACACACCUCUCAGUUUAUAUAUAUUGCUUCUGAUAUUUACAAGCUUUCCUUCUGUGUUCAUACAUAAAAACUUUAUAAGUUUGUAACUUAAGUUUCAUUGUUUUUCUUUGCUUUUCUUAAAUUUCUCUGGGUUUCUCCGUGUGUUUUAAUAUGGUGGCUUUUAUGUUUGUUUGUGAUACCAUUGGACUGGCGGAGAUUUUUAAAAUAUUUUUGUUUCAUUUCUUGUAGUCUUAGUUCAUAUAGAUCUUUCUUAAUAUUUGGUGUGUGUGUGCUCGCUUAUUUGUACCCAUUUAUUUGUGGUUUCAGGGGUUAAUUUAUAGCUUCUGGCCCGGCCUCUUCGCUGGUCGCUACUAGUUCCACUCUCUCCCUGCUCCUAUAGCAUUAUCAUGUGUGUCUGUGUACUCACCUAGUGUGUGCAGUUUUAGGCAGCGUUUCACAGUUCGUGUGUGUGUCUUACACAUACAAAAAAAAAAGAGACCGCCACAUAUAUCAACAUGCAUGUGAGUGCUUAGUUCAGGUUCCAGUGAGUUGUGGUGAGUUGCACUCCAGCAACCGGGUAGAGAAGCGGUGCAGCAGAGAUGGUUAGUGCUACUCACUGGAGCUCCACCUUCCUCACACGCCCAUCACACCGCCACACGCCCCCACCUCGACGAGAACCGCCUUCCUUAACAUUGGAGUAUACGUGGCUGUGAUGGUGGGUACGUGGGCAGCAAGUGAAGGGAUGCCAGCACCCCGCGGCACCCUGCAACCUCAACAGUCAGUGGCACAGUUGUCAUCCUGGUCUGUCCCUUUCACCAUUCCGGCGCUCCUCUUGUAUCCUCCUCCGUUCCUGCCAUACUCUUCUUUUGGAACAGCGUUAUCAGCUUCGUCGUUAGCUUCAGGACAGACGGAAAGGUUUCUUAUUGAGGGAGGUUCAAGCAUGGAGGCAGUGAAGACUGUCAACCAGACGACGGUAGUCAAGGUGUACACCGACGACUGGGAUGACAUGGAGACGUGUCCCUACUGGUGCAAGAAGGAGAAUGGCGCCAUCCACUGCUGCCCGGAGGAAGGGACUCAUUCGGGGAAAUGUCCAAAGCCGAAGGAGGUUUGUGUCAUCAAGAAUGUGGACGAGAAUCAGCCGACAGACAACUGCAUCGCCGACGACACCUGCCUAGAAACCCAUAAGUGCUGCUACGACAGGUGUUUAGGAUUCAGGGUCUGCACACCUGCUGACCCAGAUUCUUAACUAUAUUUAGGAAACACUCCAGGGGAAGUGGAACAGAAUUCUUCCUCCGUAAGUCAUCCAUGUGGUAACAGGCGACUAAAAUGCCGGGUGCAAGAGGCUAGUAACACCUUCUGUAUAAAUUACUAAAUUUAAAAAGAAAAAACUCGUUUUUCUUUUCAGGUCACCCUGCCUCUGUGGUAUACGGCCGGUGCACUGAAAAAAAAAAUAGGAGGCAGUGAUAAAGAUACUAAUCCAGAAGAGGCUACACUUUCAACAGUAUGCCAGUGACAAUUAAAUCAAUUUAGUAAUGGUGAAUAAUUUUUCACUGCGCCAGUGACCGUCUCAUAGAAAAAAUAUUGAUAAAUAAUAAUGAAUAAAUAAGGUCAAUGAAUGACACGUAGAAAAAA
Messenger RNA from Cherax quadricarinatus, 2145 nucleotides. RefSeq lists its product as uncharacterized. The record is from RefSeq and is a predicted model, not a curated record. Lineage: Eukaryota; Metazoa; Arthropoda; Malacostraca; Decapoda; Parastacidae.